GAGUAGUUAAAUCAUUAGAAACAUCAAGGUUGUUUACAAAUGGCGGAAAUAAAAGAUUAUCGGAAAUCUAAAUAAUGGUGGACGAUUAAUGCAUUCCAUGGAGAAAAUAAUGUAGCACCAGACCUCCUCCUUUACUAUAAGUUGCUCCAACAUGUCACUGAGGACAAGAAUAAAGGGUUUUACGGCCUGGGUCAAUCUGCGGCUCAUGCCCUACGACCAUUUAUUAAACAAUGUGCUCAUGGAUCUUCUCUCUGGAACACACAUGAAGUACCUGGUGGAAAGCAUCACAGGCUAUGACAUCAAACGACUUGAAAGCAUGGACGACCUAUCUCAGCAACAGAAGCAGACUAGGGUGGACUGGAUUGUUGAUGAACUAAAAAAAUCUUCAGUAUUACCUGCAGAUGUAUCUGUAGACACACGGAUGUUUGCCAUGAGAAGUGCUGACCAGGUGUUUGACCUACUGUGGAGACUGAUCUGUCAUGACAUUUGGUUUGUGUGGGAGAGGGCUGAAUACCUCCAGCAGUUAGACGAAGACGUUCUAUGUCAGGUCCCAUUCAAGUGGACCCCAGAGCCUCCUCCUGCCAAGAAAAAGAAGAAGCAGCAGAAAAAGUCCUUACUGUCUGGGUUCGGAGCAGCGGGGGCUCAGGAGGAACAUGAUGAGGAUGACUUUGCAGACUGGAUUAAAUGGCCCAAUGCUGACUAUGUCAAAAACUUCAAAAAGAAGAAGAGAGAAUUUGGGGAUUAUCCUAGCCCUGAUGACUGUAUUUUGGAAAUGGUGAACUAUCAACUCAAGACUGUAAAAGAUGGGAAGAACCUUUCCUGUUAUUCCAUAGAUGACCUAGUAGAUAGCCGAGUCCUGUGUGCUCUAGUCAACUCCUUCGUCCCUAACACGUUUACCUCUGACCUGCUUCUGAAUGAUCGAUGGACAAUCAACUUGGCCCUGAAGACUGCAGAGAACAUGUUUUAUGCUGAUACUCCAUUUGAUUCAGAGGAUUUAGUUGAGGCUGAUGCUAUGGCAGUGUGUUCAUAUUUCUGUUUUUUCUUCAUGAUGGCUUACAAAUUCCGCCAAUGCAGAGCAGUUGUCAACAGAUUUGAAUUCAUUGCAAUGCUGAUUCGAGAGGCCCAACAUGAAAUUGAUAAGUUUGCGCCAAUUGUUGCCAACAUGCAAGAGCUUCAGAGGAGAAAAGAACUGAAAAAUGAGAUUGAAAUGCACAGACAAGCCCAAGAGAAGAUCAAGAAGAAAUUUGAUGUUGAUUAUUGUAAAAGAUGGAUGCAGCAUAUUGAAAAUUGCAAGAGUGAGGUUCGACGCGCGAUUCGUGACAAGAUGAGAAGCCGUUUUGAUGUAAUCACCAUUCCACGGAACGUCACUGUCAAUGACUUCUGUCUGGCUUUUGUCAUUAACUUGAGCCUAACAAAUGGAUCAGGAUUUUAUGAAGCAACAUCGAAAGAACUUUGGACAGAAGGAAGGAAAAUUGUCAUCAAACACAAAGACACAGAGGAAUAUUUUGAUGAUUUUAGUGGGGUCUCUAAAGGUCCAGGAGUGCGGGAAAUGCUACGAUUACCGGAGGCAGGAUUACUGGAAAUUAUGCCUGGAGACCAUCCUGAUUACGAGAUAUAUAUGGAAGCGCCGAGUCGUAACAAGCAGCUGAAGGCCGGGGCCAAGUUCCUGUACCAAGUGUUCCCAGGGAACACAGGGUCAUGGCAACGACUGUUCAUCAAGUCAGCUCGAGACAACGAGUUUGAGACUGUGGAGAAAAUGAUUGUGUUCUUUCAGAGUCAUCCUCAGUUCAUCAAUGCAAAGGAGCCAAAAUCUGGAAACACUGCUCUACAUUGGGCCUGCAGAAAUGGACACUUUAGCUGGAUGAAUCACAAUCGUUGGCUGCUAUCAGCCAAAGAUUCAUUGGGAUACACCGCUCUCCACUGGGCCUGCAAAAAUGGCCAUUUUGAAGUUGCAAGACUGUUAAUGGAGAAUGGAGCCAACAUUGACAGCAAAAAUAUCCUUAAAAACACCCCACUGAAUUCUGGGAUAGAGGGACUGCAGCGGAAAAUCUGUCACUACCUGAUAGAGUGGGGAUGUGAUGUCCAUUGCAAAAACGUCAAGAACCUCACACCAUUUGAAACAGUGAAAAAUGAUGAUUUCAAGAGAUAUCUCGUUGAGCUGUACGAGUAUUACUCUGUGAUUGUUCCAAAGAUUAUGAGUGGGGACAUGAAACUAAUGGACCGGGUCAUCAAGGAUCACUCUACUGGGGUCAAGGAACUUUGCUGUCUCAGAAGCAGGUGUAUAAAUGGGAGCACUCUGCUCCAUACAGCAGCCUACUAUGGACAUAAGGAUGCCAUUAGGGAACUUCUGCGACUAAGAGUAGAAAUCAAUGUACGCGAUUACAAGGGGGCUACACCACUCCACAGAGGGAAAAGCACAGACAUAAUGGAGAUGUUACUAGAUGCUGGAGCCAUGGUUGAUGCUGAAGACGUGGAAGGAAACACUCCCCUUCAUGUCAAGUGCUAUGGUGAAAGCAACAAGCCAUCUGAUCUAACUAGCAUAGAGCUUCUUCUGAACAAAAAUGCCAGUCUCAGUAAAAGAAACACUAGGGGACUUUUGCCUAUUCACUGCUGUGCAAUGCAAGGUCGUAUCGAUGUGAUGAGAAUGAUGAUGAGAUAUGACCAUGAUGGUUUUAUGGCUAAAGCCAUUGCUGGAGAAGAAACCAACAAACCUCCCCCGAGCCUGCUCAACCUGGCCAUAGCUAACGACUUCACCGAGUGUGCUCAGUGGCUCUUGGCAAAUGGAUUCUUUUUCAAGGAGAAAGAACAAGAUAUCUUGAUGAGGAGAAUUCUAACAGAACAAAUUACACUUAAAGACAGCCAAGAUGCAGUUAAAUUCCUGUUGGACAAUGGAGCAGAUGCAAAUCCCAAAUAUCACCCUGGAAACAACUCUUCCCUGCAUUAUGCAGCAAGUCUGAGUGGGGAGGCUGACAUAUUGGAACUUUUACUGAGAUAUGAUGCCAAUGUAGAUGCUUUGAAUGAUGAUGGGGAGACACCAUUGUUCUUUGCCACCAAGUCCAACAACAAGUUUGCAGCUUCCACUCUUAUUGACAGAAAGGCAAACUACAGGCACAAAAAUAACAUGGGUCAAACAGCUUUUGAUUACAUCAUAGAUUAUGAUGAGUGGAUAGAGUGUGGAUAUUUUGAUGAUGAAAUCAAAGCCAGACUGAAAGCAUACAAUCUGAAGCACUCUAGAGACCUUGUGAGGGCGAUUUCCAAAAAAGUGAAGACGAUUCCGUUCCACCCGCUCAGGCCGAGAUAUCCGUCAACCCUGACCAGCUCCCCCCAUUCUACCUCCCCCCACCCACUGACCCCCACCAUAAUGCCGUCCUCCUCCCACUUCUCUGCUGGAACCUUCGAUCGCGUCAGCGGAAUUCUCCCGGCAAUAAACCGUCGAACAUCAGUGGCUGUGGGAUAUCUGAUUGAUAGGCAGAGCCUAUAAACUUACAUUGGAAUAUUUUAUAUGUUAUGCAGGAAAUCUGUUAUUAUUGGAAUUAUACACUGAUGAUUUAUUAUUGUUGUUUUGUUAUAUGAACAACUGUUAACUGCACAUGUUUUUGAUGAACGAUUUUCACAUUGUUUAUUAGCUAGAUUUCAUAAGUAUACCUUACCGUUUGUGAUACAUUUUUUAUUUGCAAUUUUUUAAAAAAUUAUUUGAGCACAAAUGUUUUUAAUUGAGAGUACCGGUAGAUUUGCAUCAUCUACUAUCUGUUAUCUUUCUUCAACCAAUUGCAUUGAAUUUAAUUCUCCCAUCUCCAUUUAAUAUCAUCUAAGCUAACUGCAUGUGUUUCUGUCUAAUACCAUUUGUUGUGAAAAAGUUUUACUGUUACAAAUUAUUGCUCAAUGCAAACAUUCCAUGUUUUUGUCUUGACCAAUACUAUACUAAUGGUCGAUACUAUACAUGUACACAUAUACAUGUAUAUCUAGUAGGGGAUACAUUUACAGUUAUAUAUCUCAUUCAUGAGUUUUAAGUUCAUUGCAUGAAUUUAUUUGGUCUUGCCACAGACAGCCAUACAUUAAGUUCCUAUGUAUCGAUCAGUAUAUAUACACAUUUCAUUGGGUAUUGGCACUGUAUGUGGAAAAUGUAUAUAAUGUCAUUAAAUGCUCCACUGAUAUUAGAGACUUUACAGUAUUGAUGGUUUUUAAAACAAAAUGCUAUUCUUAACACCGUUUAUAUUGCAGGUCCUUACUCUGUGUUUGUAAAGCUGAAUCUUGCUUAUCAUUUAGCAAUUUGUGAGCUAUUUUUCCUUCUUUUUUCAACUUUCAUGUCAGAUAUGAUUUUUACGUGGUUUUUUGUCUACACCCUAAAGUUUUCGCAAGCCAGAUUAAAAUCAGUUGAUUGUAAUUUAAGGUUUGUUUUUUAAAGUAUGUGCAAAUCAAGAUUUAUAAGAGUAUAAUAUGCUAUUGAGGAUUUAGCUGUAUAUAGCAAACAAUUUUAAUUACUAUACAGAGUCAAGACUUGACCAGGUUAUCUUGAAAUUGUUAAGCACUUUAAAAAAAAUUGUUUUUCUUUUUUUUUUUAAAUGUUUACCCCAUAAGCCAAAAUCAAUUGAGAAUUUCCAGAAGUAUUACUUAAUUUGUGCCUUUAUAUAUUUUAUUUACCCAUGUCUGAAGGACAAACUCUUUGUAGGGAUUACUUCUCUUUUUUUAAACACAAGGUUGUGAAAUUCUAUUGUGUUCAUUCUUGGAAUGUAUUUGAAUUCUAGUGCUAAGGUACAGGGUUUUGUUGAUUAUUUUAAAUUUAAUGGAUAUACAGUGUUUUUUUCUUUAAAUUGUCCAUUAUUUGGUCAAAAUGUGUAUAAAAAAGGGUACAACUGACAGUGAUGAUUUAAUACAUAUAUUAAAAUAAUAUUAAAAUAUUCAUAAAUAGUGGUACAUCUUUGAGAAAAAAAAUCCAAUUUAUUGGUAAUAUAUUUUAAGUAAACAAUGCAUAAUUUGUCAUGUUCUUAAAAGGUACAGAAAAAAUAAAAGAUAUUGAGAAGUGUUCCAA
This is a messenger RNA of Magallana angulata, 5029 nucleotides long. RefSeq lists its product as uncharacterized. The coding region runs from base 152 to 3481 and encodes 1109 amino acids. The record is from RefSeq and is a predicted model, not a curated record. Gene Ontology annotation, biological process: protein localization to ciliary inversin compartment. Gene Ontology annotation, molecular function: protein binding. The transcript is spliced from 28 exons. Lineage: Eukaryota; Metazoa; Mollusca; Bivalvia; Ostreida; Ostreidae. Gene Ontology annotation, cellular component: ciliary inversin compartment.